Jatropha curcas is the source of this 1160-nucleotide messenger RNA. RefSeq names its product RAP release 2, galactose-binding-like domain protein, putative (DUF1997). The record is from RefSeq and is a predicted model, not a curated record. Lineage: Eukaryota; Viridiplantae; Streptophyta; Magnoliopsida; Malpighiales; Euphorbiaceae.
AACCAAAAGAAAUGGCCCACAUGGUGUAAAUUAGAAAAUCAGAGCACGUGUUUGUAAGAUACGCCCGGUUAACCGAAGAGCCACUAGUGGUCUUAUCCCUUUUCGUUCUUUUGAUACCAAAAGCCAAUAGUAAAAUGGCACUACUAAACUGCUCUGCUUCUUCAAAUGCCACUUUAAGCUCAAGUUUCGUGCCAUUCAAAUCAAAAACUCCUAGAGUGCCUCUGUAUUUCUCUUCAUCAAAUGAAUCUCCAAAACCGUCACGUCGCAUUUCGGUCAGUUCUAUGCAGAAGGCUCGAUUCAUUGCUCGGCGUAAGGAGUCCGUUUCGAUCCAGCAACUCGGGCGGCCUCUAAUUGAGUAUAUGAGCUUGCCGGCGAGUCAGUACUCGGUGUUGGAUGCGGAGAGGAUAGAGAGAGUGGACGACAACACGUUUAGGUGUUAUGUUUAUAGGUUCAAGUUCUUCGCUUUUGAGGUUUGCCCCGUUUUGCUUGUUAGAGUUGAAGAGCAGCCUAGUGGUUGCUGCAUUAAACUCUUAUCAUGUAAGCUUGAGGGUUCGCCCAUGGUGGUUGCACAGAAUGAGAAGUUUGAUGCUUCUAUGGUGAACUAUAUUUCAUGUGGUAGCAGCCAAAGUAAUUCAUCAAUGCAACAACUUACUUCUGAUGCAGUCAUUGAGGUAAGCAUUGAGGUCCCUUUUGCAUUUGGUGCUAUUCCAGUUCCAGCAAUAGAAUCGACUGGGACAAGAAUCCUUGAACAAAUACUUGGACUUAUGCUUCCGCGCUUUAUGGCACAGCUUGUGAAAGACUAUGAAGCAUGGGCUUCUGGUGACACCUCAAGGCAGCCUCUUGGAACAGGUGAGAUUUGAUAUUCAUGGAAAGCAGCUCAAAAUACUGAUUUGAAUCUGCAGUCUUCAAUAUAGUGAUCACCUGUUCAGAGAGCACGAUAGGCAGUGAGAAUCCCAGCUGCUCUAGGUAUAUACCUUUUCUGAUUGUUCUUUAGCUCACCUUUAUCAGAUUAUACCUUUUCUGAUUGUUCUGUACCUCACGUUAAUCAGAUUUUGAGAAAGGUAUAAAUCAUAAUAUAAGAAAUUAGCUACGCGCAUCAUCUUGUUACAAACUGAAUUUCAUGAAGAUGAUUAAUUUCAUGUGGUCCUUGCUACGGAAAA